This is a messenger RNA of Vicia faba (fava bean), 318 nucleotides long. The record is from the annotation of a GenBank genome assembly. NCBI's taxonomy places the organism in Eukaryota, Viridiplantae, Streptophyta, Magnoliopsida, Fabales, Fabaceae.
AUGAACUGUGGGGAUGCCCCGAGUCCGUGGCUACACAAAAGAAAUGAUCAAACUUCGUUGCUGGUGAGGAUUUCACAGAUACAUUUCUACAACUUGUCGGUGGUCUUCGGGGAGGAAAGAGCACACUCCACCGGGGAAAAUGCCAAUCUCGCGAUCUAUUCAAAACCGAAGGCAACGACUCAGGACACAACUACGAAACGGGACGUGUCAAACGACCGUAUUGAGGAAACCAAUAUUGUAUGCAUAGUCAUAGUAAUUUUGGAAGAUUUUUUUUUGAAAACAAUUUUGAACUUUAAAAGCAAUGCUGCAACAAUUUAA